UUUAGUGCAUCGAUCCACUACACACCACGUAUCCAACAACCUCUCGUCGACCGGCAGCGCUAUCCUUCCAUCUAUAAUAUCACCUGUGCCGCUGCUCUCCCCAAGCCAACGAGUCUGGAAAACCAUUAAACCAUUAAAAUUCAAACGCCACAGAACCUUAGGUAGCAACCAAAGCGAAGGUGUUCCAAAAAAAAAAAAAAAAAAAAAAAAAGCCAAGGUGCUGUUGGAAUCCAUUACAGAAACCCAAAUUAAUGUGAUAUGAAAACGGGAAAAUAUUGCGAGUGUUUCUGCCGUACAAAAUAUUGUGGUUGGUUUUAAAGUAAAAUGCAUUUUAUUCCUGGCUCCAUAGACCAAUGGGUUAUACCAUGAGUAGAUUGGAGAUUGAUUCUGAACAUUGUGAUGGAGGUAAGACCAGAAAUGAAAUCAGUAAUGGCCAGAGAUCCAACAAAUCAUUGAACAAUUUAGAUCAUGAAAUUUCCCUGAUCACGAAAUUAAAAUCAAGACCUCAUGAACGCCUGGCCCAAGUGACACCUGGGAAACGGGAGUUUCCUGUUUCCACAAUUAAGAUGUUGGCGGGUCGGGAAAGUAAUUAUUCAGGAAGGGGGAGGUUUUCUGCGGCUGAUCGUUGUCAUAUGCUUGGCAGAUAUUUACCAGUCAAUGGUCCUUGGCUUAUUGACCAGAUGACUAGCCGGGCCUAUGUCUCACAAUUCUCAGCUGAUGGUUCUCUGUUUGUAGCUGGCUUUCAGGGAAGCCAUAUUAGAAUAUAUAAUGUUGAGAGGGGGUGGAAAGUUCAGAAAAACAUUCUUGCCAAAAGUUUGCGUUGGACAGUUACUGAUACAUCUCUGUCAUCAGAUCAGCGCCAUCUUGUCUAUGCUAGCAUGUCACCUAUUGUCCAUAUCGUUGAUGUUGGGUCUGCAGCUACAGAAUCACUCGCAAACAUCACGGAGAUUCAUGACGGAUUGGACUUUUCUGCUGAUGGUGAUGGGGGCUAUUCUUUUGGGAUCUUCUCUGUGAAAUUUUCUACUGAUGGACGUGAACUUGUUGCAGGAAGUAGUGAUGAUUCAAUUUAUGUAUAUGACAUUGAACAAAAUAAGCUCUCACUUCAAAUUCAUGCGCAUGCGUCUGAUGUUAACACUGUAUGUUUUGCUGAUGAAAGUGGCCAUCUUAUCUAUUCUGGAAGUGAUGAUAAUCUUUGUAAGGUGUGGGAUAGGCGUUGCUUUAUUGCUAGAGGAAAUCCAGCAGGAGUCCUAGUGGGACACCUAGAAGGCAUUACAUUUCUUGACAGUCGUGGAGAUGGUCGUUAUUUCAUCUCUAAUGGCAAAGAUCAGACAAUCAAACUUUGGGAUAUCCGGAAAAUGGCUUCUAAUGCUCCUUGCGACUUAGCGCUAAGGAACUAUGAAUGGGAUUACAGAUGGAUGGACUAUCCACCACAGGCAAAAGAUUUGAAACAUCCAGGUGAUCAAUCAGUGGCUACAUAUAAAGGUCAUUCAGUCUUGCGUACUCUUAUUCGCUGCUACUUUUCCCCCACACAUAGCACUGGCCAAAAGUAUAUAUACACUGGCUCUCAUGAUUCUCACGUUUAUAUAUAUGACUUGGUUACUGGAGAGCAAGUUGCAGUUCUCAAACACCAUGAAUCACCUGUCAGAGAUUGUAGUUGGCACCCGGAUUAUCCAAUGCUUGUAAGCUCUUCUUGGGACGGGGAUGUUGUGAAAUGGGAAUUUCCUAUGAAUGGAGAAGCUCCAACACCUGCAACCAAGAAGAGGAUUCGGAGGCGACAAUUUUAUUGAAAGAAGUUGGUGAUACAUGCAAAUGCAAUCUCCUUGAUAUUAUGAAGUAAAUAUAUGUUGUUUUCGCCACACACAUAUAUUAUGUAAUUAGCCUGUAAUGUGAAAUCAUUGCUUUAUACUAUACGUCCAUAAGGUUUGAGUUGUACAUGGAUAACCCCCCAAUGAGGAGAUUUUAUGUACCAAUAAAAGAUAUCGGUGAAUUGAAAUCUUAA
Messenger RNA from Hevea brasiliensis (rubber tree), 1999 nucleotides. RefSeq names its product LEC14B protein. Gene Ontology annotation, molecular function: protein binding. The record is from RefSeq and is a predicted model, not a curated record. Bases 354 to 1787 code for a protein of 477 amino acids. NCBI's taxonomy places the organism in Eukaryota, Viridiplantae, Streptophyta, Magnoliopsida, Malpighiales, Euphorbiaceae. The transcript has 10 exons. Gene Ontology annotation, cellular component: Cul4-RING E3 ubiquitin ligase complex. Gene Ontology annotation, biological process: proteasome-mediated ubiquitin-dependent protein catabolic process.